Cornus florida is the source of this 727-nucleotide messenger RNA. Its product is annotated as large ribosomal subunit protein eL36x-like. Gene Ontology annotation, biological process: cytoplasmic translation. Gene Ontology annotation, molecular function: structural constituent of ribosome. The coding region runs from base 139 to 471 and encodes 110 amino acids. Lineage: Eukaryota; Viridiplantae; Streptophyta; Magnoliopsida; Cornales; Cornaceae. The transcript has 4 exons. The record is from RefSeq and is a predicted model, not a curated record. Gene Ontology annotation, cellular component: cytosolic large ribosomal subunit; ribosome.
UUUCUCUCUUACUACUACAGCCUCUCUCUUCUCCGAAGGUAAGAAAAACUGAUCCCAAAACCCUAACCCAUUUUGUUAUAUAUAAAGUCCUAACUUCUCAUUUCUUUUCUCUGUUUUCGCAGAUUCGACUGAUCGGUGAUGGCUCCGAAACAGCCAAACACUGGCCUCUUUGUGGGUCUAAACAAAGGGCAUGUUGUAACCAAGAAGGAAAAGAUUGCACGCCCCUCUGAUAGAAAGGGGAAAACAAGUAAAAGAGUUCAUUUUGUAAGAAAUCUCAUAAGGGAGGUUGCUGGUUUUGCUCCCUAUGAGAAGAGAAUCACUGAACUUCUUAAAGUUGGGAAAGACAAACGAGCGCUUAAAGUGGCAAAGAGAAAGUUGGGCACUCAUAAGAGGGCAAAGAAGAAGCGUGAGGAGAUGUCCAAUGUUCUUCGUAAGAUGAGGUCUGCUGGAGGUGGAGAGAAGAAGAAGUGAGUCAUUGCGAUGGAUCUCUACUUGGAGUUGUCUUGGUGAAAGAGAUUAUUAGUUAUAGAUGUUUUGUCAAGCUCCUUGCCUUGUUAAACUGUAGCCUGGAAGAUUGCAAUUAAGUUUUUGUUCAAUUCUCUACCAUUUAAGACAGCAUUAGUUAUUUGCAUCUGAGUUUUAAAAAUCUGCUACUUUUUGUCUUGAAAUUUGAUUAGUUCACAUCUUUGCUAAACAAUUCGAUACACUUGUUUAUUAUUUGUGUUUA